Messenger RNA from Lactuca virosa, 924 nucleotides. The record is from the annotation of a GenBank genome assembly. Lineage: Eukaryota; Viridiplantae; Streptophyta; Magnoliopsida; Asterales; Asteraceae.
AUGGGAACAAAAAGGAAGAUGUCUUCAAUGACCACCCUUUUAAUCUCGCUUGCGAUAGUUAUGAUUUCUUUAAGCUUGCCUUCAUCGGCCACGGCAGCCUACCCUUACUCAUCUCCACCACCACCUCCACCAAAGAAAUCGCCACCACCACCACCACCUAAGCAUCAUUAUGUUUACAAGUCACCACCACCACCACCGGUGUAUAAGUCACCACCACCACCAGUAUAUAAGUCACCACCACCACCGGUGCAUAAGUCACCACCACCACCCGUUUACAAGUCACCACCACCUCCAAAGAAACCAUAUGUAUACAAGUCACCUCCACCACCCGUACCCGUUCACAAGUCUCCACCACCGCCAGUAUACAAGUCACCACCACCACGAGUGCACAAAUCACCACCACCACCUGUUUACAAGUCACCACCACCACCGGUUCACAAAUCACCACCACCGCCUGUUUACAAGUCACCACCUCCACCUCAUUAUGUUUACAAGUCACCACCACCACCCGUUCACAAGUCAUCACCUCCAACUACACCCGUUUACAAGUCACCACCACCACCUCCGGUUCACAAGUCUCCACCACCACCAAAAAAACAUUACAUGUAUAAGUCACCACCGCCACCUCCUCCGGUUUACAAGUCUCCUCCUCCACCACCACCAAAGAAACCAUAUGUAUACAAGUCACCACCACCACCAACUCCUGUCCACAAAUCUCCACCACCACCAACACCAGUUUACAAAUCUCCACCACCACCUCCACCUGUGUACAAAUCCCCACCACCACCGGUUUACAAGUCCCCGCCACCUCCUCCACCUAGGAAACCUUACAUGUACAAGUCCCCACCACCUCCUCCACCCCCAGUGAAAAAGUACCCACCCCCGCAUUACAUCUACAGUUCACCACCCCCUCCUCACCAUUAA